Messenger RNA from Portunus trituberculatus (swimming crab), 1378 nucleotides. RefSeq names its product delta(7)-sterol 5(6)-desaturase-like. Gene Ontology annotation, biological process: sterol biosynthetic process. The record is from RefSeq and is a predicted model, not a curated record. NCBI's taxonomy places the organism in Eukaryota, Metazoa, Arthropoda, Malacostraca, Decapoda, Portunidae. Gene Ontology annotation, molecular function: iron ion binding; C-4 methylsterol oxidase activity.
CCCACAAGACACACAGCGCUUCCUCCUGUCCCUCCACCAAGACACACGAAACAUGGGAGGGAGAAAGGAGAAGCAGGAGGUGAAUGUAAGCAGAAUACCGCUCGAUCCUUUCUCAGUGCGCUGGGCUGAAAAAUACCAUGAAACGCUGGAAAAAUACUGGAACCGCUUGCCUAAUUUUGUGGGCACCUUCAUCGCCUCCGUCGCUGUGUUCAUCUUAGGCUCGACUAUUAGAGGCGAGUGGCUCCACAUUCUCGUCCACUUCCUGAGGGCGUUCAAACAGACAGACAACACCACCGCCACCACCACCGCCACCACCACCAGCUACGAUGCUCUCAACUCCUCGUCCUCCUUCUUCGGUAUCGACUUGGCCUCCUACAAGUUAGAGGGGGUCGGUUACUACUGGCUGGCUGCUACCACUGUCUCCUACCUUUACCUAGGCAUUGGUGGAUUUUUGCAUUGGUACUAUUACGUGCUCCAAAGGGACAGAGCACAGGAAUGGAAGUGCCAGCCUAACAAAUUCCCCCCUGAUCUGGAACGUCAUGAAAUACUACUGGGAAGCUUCUCUUUACUACUCGGCUCCACCAUCUCAGCUGUCCUCGCCUGCUACAUCAUGAACGGCGGCUCCACUACUAUUUACUACGACGUGCACGAGUAUGGCUGGCUGUGGUACCUUCUCUCGUGGCCUGUCGUGUUUGUGUGGCAGGAUUAUCUCACAUACUGGCACCACCGCGUCUACCACACUCCUUUCCUGUACAAGCACUUCCACAAGCUCCACCACAAGUACAAGCAACCCACGGCCUUCAGUGUGACAGCCAUCCACCCUGUUGAGUUCCUCCACAUCCAGGCAGUGAUCAUAAGCCCAAUGGUGCUCUUCCCCGUGCACUGGAGCGUGUUCGUGGUAAUCCUCGCCUAUAUCUACUACCACGGGAUAAUUGACCACUCCGGCAUCAACUUCAAGGCGCAGUGGUGGCAGCCUUGGCAACCUGACUGCAUCUUCCACGACAAUCACCACCAGUACUUCCACGUUAACUUUGGGUUCAACUGUGGUUUGUGGGAUAAGAUUCACGGCACGUACAGACAGAAGGACAAGGUGUACCGAGAGGACAUUUUCUACGGCAAGGGCAAGGAAAUGACUCAAUGCUCUACGGAGGAACUGAAGGAGGCGCUACAGGAGACGGAAUCCGAGAACGUGCUGGCUUAUCGAGGCAAACAACACGGUGACCAGAUCAAAGCUGUCCAGAAAAUGCUUAGUUGAUCUUGAGGUUUGAUUGUCCAAGAGCCGCUAAUUUUUAACGCGUUUUCGUAUUUAUUCUGCUUACUAUUUGGUGAUUUUCUACACCUUCAGGAACUUAUGUGGGGAUUAAAAUUGUGGACUCCA